Messenger RNA from Mycena citricolor, 1589 nucleotides. Lineage: Eukaryota; Fungi; Basidiomycota; Agaricomycetes; Agaricales; Mycenaceae. The record is from the annotation of a GenBank genome assembly.
GGUCAGAUGACUUCAAUGCGUUGUCAUCAUGUUCUCAUGCAAGUCUUGAAACUCUCUCGUGCUCAAUACCCGCAUGCCGGGCCCUGGAUCAGCCGUGGAAACUCCAUCUAAAUCCACGCCGCUAAAAAUGGCUCAACUCCCUAGAAAUCACGUCGUCUUCCGAUUCCUUAAACCCCUCCAUUCACGAAAUGUCGGAUAAGCAGCCAUGGGCCACCUUCACGUCCAGCCUCUACCUGCAUGGAAAGGGACCACAGGCUCUUGGAACGGUAUCGUUUGAAGAGAUUGAGCAAAAGGCGAAGGAGGCUCUCAAGGACUACCCCGGUAACUGCAACCUGCAAGCCAGAGAUAGCAUCGUUACUCAUGACUACGCCUGCAGGAGCAUUUAUGUACGCCGGAGGCAGCGCAGGAACCGGCUCGACCUGUGCCGCCAAUCUACGCGCUUUCGAGAAGUACCGCAUCGUACCCCGUAUGUUGGUCGAUGCCACGACGCGUACUCUCGAGGUGUGUCGCGUGUCGAUUCCCCCUCUGCGCAUCUCUCUCAGGGACCGCAGACGACCAUCUUCGGCGUGACACACCCAUCGCCCAUAAUCAUCGCCCCCAUCGGUGUACAAGGGACGUUCAUAGCCGACGGGGAGCUCGCAUCGGCGCGCGCCGCCGCGAAACUCAAGAUCCCUUUCGUCAUGAGCACUGCAUCGACCCGCCCGAUCGAGGCCGUCGCCGCCGCCAACGGGGACGGUCACCGGUGGUAUCAGCUCUACUGGCCCGCGACGAAAGAGGUGACGCUGUCGCUUCUCUCGCGUGCCAAAGCUGGUGGGUUCACUGCGCUCGUGGUGACGCUCGACACGAUGACGCUCGGCUGGCGGCCGCACGACCUCGAGACGGCAUACAUCCCCUUUGUCUAUGGCGUCGGGAACCAAGUCGGGACCUCGGAUCCGGUGUUCAUGCGACGAUUCGGAAGAGAGCCUGUUACGGGGCCUCCGCCCAAGUUUCCGUUCGAUCAGAACGCGAUGAGACAACGACUGGAGGCGCAAGAUGCGGAAGCCAUGGACCAGGUGUUUUUGGGCACAGAAUGGCUGAAAGAGUGCAACUCCGGUCUCUUCCGCAGCUGGGAGGACCUCCGCUUCCUGCGAGAGAAUUGGGGGGGACCGCUCAUCAUCAAAGGAAUCCAGCGCGUCGAAGAUGCCGAAAAGAGUCUCGAGUACGGUGUCAACGGGAUCGUUGUUUCUAAUCACGGUGGACGUCAGGUGGACGGCGCCCUCCCAUCUCUCUAUGCGUUGGAACGGAUCAUGAAGUCGCCGAAGGUUAAGGAAGCUCAGACUUCGGGCGCGUUGACUGUUCUUUUUGACUCCGGCAUCCGCACUGGAUCAGACAUCAUCAAGGCAGUGGCUCUGGGUGCCCAGGCGGUCCUUCUCGGCCGCCCUUGGCUCUACGGAGGGAUCGUCGCAGGUCAGGCGGGAAUCGAGCAGGUCAUCCUCCACACUCUUGCCGAUCUGGACGCGACUCUGGGUCUCUCAGGCUACGCUUCUUUAGCUGAUAUCCAAGGCAAAGGCGAAGAGAUUGUCGAAAAGAUCGACUUCUGAGAGGCAUCC